AUGCUAAGACGCACUACAAGUGUUUGGCUCAAGGCUGAAGGCGGAGGUUCUUUCUUUUUUUGUCAGGAAGUGUGGAAUCUCUCAGCGACCUCCGUCGCUUCCCUUCUCAACUCUCUCUCUCUCUCUCUGAACUCAACUCCAACUCAACUACAUCGCUCCGCCCGGCUGCACCCACCCUCUCUUAGCACCAUCUCUCACUAUUGCUCACCAGUGGGCGUGAGCAGCCGCUCAACCUCCUGUGCCUGCUACCCUACAGUGGGUGCAGACUACCCCUCUUCCUUCCUUGAUCACUCUUCUGUGCCUGUCACCUCCAAAAUUCGAGCAUUAAAACCAUACUCGAGACCUCGAAAGGUUUUAACGCUAUUAAUUCUCCCGGCAAACCUAUUUACUCAAAUUACCCCUCCUUCAUUUCUCCUUCAUUUCUUUCUUUCUUUCUUUCUUUCUUUCUUUCUUAUUCCCAUUAUUUCUUUCUUAAACCCUUUACCGCUCCUUCAUUUUUCCUUUCUUUCUCUCUCUAUUUUUUUCCUAACAUCUUUUCCAACUAGAUUGAGCCGUCUAUCUAUCUAUCUAUCUAUCUAUCUAUCUAUCUCAAUCUCAUUAUAUCUGUAUAUCUCGGUCUGUUCACAUCUAUCUAUCUAUCUAUCUAUCUAUCUAGUUCUGUUCACAACUAUUUAUCUAUCUCAAUCUCUUCAUAUCUGUCUAUCUUGGUCUGUUCAUAUCUAUCUAUCUAUCUAUCUAUCUAUCUAUCUAUCCCAAUUUUUUCACAUCUAUCUUCUUCAAUCUCUUCACAUCUAUCUAUCUAUCUCAAUUUCUUCACAUCUAUUUUCUUCAAUCUCUUCACAUCUAUCUAUCUAUCUAUCUAUCUAUCUAUCUAUCUAUCUAUCUAUCUAUCUAUCUCAGUCUCUUCAUAUUCGACUAUCUCAGUCUGUUCAUAUCUAUCUAUCUAUCUAUCUAUCUAUCUAUCUAUCUAUCUAUCUAUCUAUCCCAAUUUCUUCACAUCUAUUUUCUUCAAUCUCUUCACAUAUAUCUAUCUAUCUAUCUAUCCCAAUUUUUUCACAUCUAUUUUCUUCAAUCUCUUCACAUCUAUCUAUCUAUCUAUCUAUCUAUCUAUCUAUCUAUCUAUCUAUCUAUCUAUCUAUCUCACCCUGUUCAUUUAUUUAUUUAUUUAUUUAUUUGAAAAUCUCCCAGUCGUGGACAGCAAUCAAUAUCUGUUCAUUACUGUAG
Molecule: messenger RNA, 1224 nt
Organism: Acanthosepion pharaonis
Lineage: Eukaryota; Metazoa; Mollusca; Cephalopoda; Sepiida; Sepiidae
Source: the annotation of a GenBank genome assembly